GGAAAAUAAACGUCAGAUUUGAGAUAUAGGUUACGUACGUCCAGAGUAAAUGGACUUGACUUCGUACAAAUAUUAAAAAUUAACCCCUCAAUGAAACAAAAAAAUGUCAAUUUAUUAAAAGAUAAUAUAAAUAUAUAAAUAAGUGUUAAAAAUAAUUUAAAUUUAAAAAAAUGUGGACAAUCAAAACACCGUCUCUAAGGAUUGACGUCGCUGAUCUCAAGUGUAAAAAUGGUUGUGGAUAUUUUGGUAACGAUGAAUGGGAAGGAUACUGCAGUAAAUGUCACCGCGAGCAUCUCCAGAAAAAACGGGCACUCAGAGAACGCCAGACACAAGCACAACAUCACGAAACAGAGGCUUCACCUAGACCUGGAACACAUGGAGUCAAUAAAGUCGAAGACAAAAAGCGUCAACAAGAGAAAAAAAAUAAACUGCUCAAUAUCUCGGCAUUUUGGAAACCGCCAACCAAAUCUCAGGGUCACGAAGAAUUACUAAGAGAACUUAUCCACCACAAUGAAGACUUGGACAAAGUAAAGACCGAAAAUCGUGAUCUGAUAAUGCUAAUUUCAAAAACUCCCGCUGAAAAAGAUAUUAAAAAAUGUAUUCACUCGUUGGUCAGUAAUAUUUUACAAAAUAGAAAUGCUAAGAAAAUAGAAGAACUGUCAGAGAUAACACAGAAUUUUUAUCAAGUAUUCGCUAAACGUAUGGAAAAUAGUCCCAAUUAUGGAAACAUUGCGCCGGAAGUCAAAGAAAGAUUAUUAGAUUACGUGGAAAGACACUCGAUGACGUUACUGUACCGAGUUUUGUUCUGCCCUCCUUUCACAAGCGACGAAGAGAAGGAUUUGGCCAUUCAGAAAAGGAUAAGGCAACUGAAUUGGGUGAGUGGUAAAAAUUUGGAGUGCAGAAUACAUGAGACGAGUCCGGAAGUUAGAGAACUAGUCUAUACGUCAAUAACUGAUCUUUUAAAUAUGGACUCGGUGAAAGCACCUCAAGAAAAACUUGCGUGUGUUGUUAAUUGCUGCAGUAAUAUUUUUCAAUUACUUCAACAAUCUGUGGGUGGCCCAGCAUCAGCAGAUGAAUUUCUUCCCGCGCUUAUAUUUAUUGUGUUAAAAGCUAAUCCAGCUAGACUUAAAAGUAACAUUAAUUUUAUCACCAGGUUCUGUAAUGCCAGUCGUUUGAUGACUGGAGAAGGCGGUUAUUAUUUUACAAACUUGUGUUGCGCUGUUUCAUUUAUUGAAAAUUUAACAGCAGAAUCAUUAAAUAUGACACAAAAAGAUUUCAACGCUUAUAUGUCUGGUGAAAGAGUACCGGCAAAUACCUGGGACUCAGCUUUAACGAUUUGCGAAAGUCUGCACAUGAUGUGUGAAGACAUCACGCUACUGGACGAGCUGAAAGCAAAAAACAACGAAAUAGUACGCGAAGCUUUAGAAUUAAAGAACGAAAUAAUUGAAUUCCACGCGCGAAUUAAAAAGGAAGUUAACGAUGCAAUCGCUAAGUCGCCUCUAAUUAUUUCAAAAAGCCAACGAGUACCAACUAAUCUUGAUUGCGAUGACUUAGAAUGCUACAAGUUACCACCGCCAAUAAUUCCCCAGUGUAUGACCAACGACGAAACUGACAGCCUGAGAAAUGAUUUUAAAAACUCAAUGGACGAUUGCAUUACGCCAUCACCGACAUUUGACUUCCCGCCAUUCGUAGACUGUUGUCUCGAUACGACAAAACCCGACGAUGACACUAGUUUAAUAAGUCUAGAUGUACAGUGCGAUUAUUCAAGCAACGACAACGACCAAAUGGACAAAACUUCAGAUAAAUUUAUAGACAACUCACAUGGAUUUACAUCAAAUUUACCGUCGCCUUUAACACCAGCGAGUAUAAUUGGUGAAGAUUAUCACGGCUUUACUCUUCAAGGUUCAACCAUUCCCACAAUUCCUUGUAAUACUGGGGAUUUAGCUCACAAUACAACUGACCACGAUACUGACAAUUAUUCAAAUUAUUUUCAAAAUAUUUAAUGAUUCUGAGGAUCACUCAAGUUAGUCGACGUCUAAUAAUUUUUGAAGAAAUGGUAGAUUAUAAAAAAAAAUAUUUACAAAAAUUGCACUUGAAGGUGCAAUUUUUUUCAAAUCAUCUUUUUUUAUAAUUGAUCAUUUUAAAAAAUAAUCCUAAAAUUAUUAGACGGCUUACUUCAGUAUCGUAAUUGAGCCAAUAAUUUAUUAAUAUCUCAUUCAUUGUUACAUUUUAUUUUUAGUAUUAUAAAGACUCGUUAGUGUUAAGUGCAAUCACAAAGAGCCAAAAAAAUUUUCUAGCAUUCGACACUUUUUUUUUGUUAUUAAUUAAUUAAGUAAUUAAUUAAAUAUAUUAAAUACGUUAUGUCCAAUAAAUUAUUUCAGAAUAGAAUUUAAAUAAAUAAUAAUAAUAAUAAUUUAUUAGCAGGUGAUAUUCGUUUGAUUUUUUAUAAUAGUCAAAUUUAAAUAAUUAUUAAUUAUUAAUGCUUUUAAUUAUCGAGUAAUAAUAAUUUAUUGAGUAUAAGAGUAAUACUGAUUGAAUUAAAAUUAAUUCUUAGGACAGUUAUAGUUGGAUUUUUUUUGUUGACACCCUAGUGGAUCCGAAUUACGGUAAUUUGAGGUAUUUUACCGUAAAAUAUGAUACUUUACGGUGAACUUAUGGUAUUUUUACAGCAAAAUUUUACCGCGAAGUAAACUCUUGUAUUGUAAGAACUAUAAAAAUAAAAAAGCAGACGACGACUACGGUACAAAUGCUGCUAAUUACGGGAAAUUGCCGUAUGUUUAUUGUAACUAGCCACAAAAGUACCGGAAAUGACUACCGGCUACUAUAAGUUACCGCAGGUUGCCGUAAAUGUGGUAAUUUGCCGUAAUUUGGAUCCACUAGGGCUAUAGAAAAAUAAUACCGAGUUUUAUGCCAUAUGUCAUAAUACUAGACAAAAAAAACUCCCCACUAAAAUUUCUAUAAAAUAUGAGUGUUAGAUCUCUGAGAAAAUAAUUAAGUAAAUAGUAAUGACACUAAACAUAGUGAUAAUUAAAAAAAUUUGUUUCUAUUUAAAAUUUUAACAUUAAAAAAAAUGAUUUAGAAAAUGGACACAGGUCUUUUGUAUAAAUUUUAAAUAUUUUUUUUUUUUAGAUAAAUGUAAUUAUACGUUAAUUAUCUAGCGCACUAUAG
This is a messenger RNA of Microplitis demolitor, 3168 nucleotides long. It is a transcript of the gene Rabex-5, whose product is annotated as rab5 GDP/GTP exchange factor. The transcript is spliced from 8 exons. The coding region runs from base 171 to 2003 and encodes 610 amino acids. Gene Ontology annotation, cellular component: endocytic vesicle; cytosol. Gene Ontology annotation, molecular function: zinc ion binding; guanyl-nucleotide exchange factor activity; small GTPase binding. The record is from RefSeq and is a predicted model, not a curated record. Gene Ontology annotation, biological process: vesicle-mediated transport. Lineage: Eukaryota; Metazoa; Arthropoda; Insecta; Hymenoptera; Braconidae.